Molecule: messenger RNA, 1366 nt
Organism: Aspergillus homomorphus CBS 101889
Lineage: Eukaryota; Fungi; Ascomycota; Eurotiomycetes; Eurotiales; Aspergillaceae
Exons: 1
Coding region: 308-1171 (287 amino acids)
Source: RefSeq, a predicted model, not a curated record
AAAGAACACACAGCCCGGACUGCUUCCAUCAUAUGGGCAGAGACACAACACCACCACCUCUCAGACUGCAUCGCAAGCAGCAACCACGGCCAAUGGCGGAUCACGUCCUUAUAAUUGGACCCCGGCAUUCCAUGUCGAAGCCCCAACUCCUAGCGAGACCCCCCAGGACCUCACAUCCGGCGUCACUCAGAACAUCCACUCCCCCAUCUUCGUGACAGCCAGCAACAAUCUCGCCCACGCCAAAGACGACCCCUUCUUCGACCCCCGUCCUUUCCCUUCCACCGGCAGCUCAUCGACUAUCAGUCCCAUGUCGACAAACCCAUUCAUCAGCCACUCCAUCCCCACAGCCAAACAGGACACCCCAGCAACGCCCGCCAUGAGCCCACAUGGAUCCCUCACAGGCUCACCCAUGGGCUCUUCCACCCGCCCCGCCUGGAUAAGACAGCCCCCCGAGUUGGAAGACUACUGGAACGAGCUUUACUCUGCCCCCUCGUCAACCACAUCCACUCCAACCCACCGCCACAACCGAGAGUCGUUCACAAUGGCGUCUCCCACCGCGACCGCGCGGGCAAGGCGCAGCGGAGAGAUCAGGCACGGCAAACGCCCGAUUGGCGGACGUCCACUUCCGUCUCCAGCAGUCACUGAUAUCGACCGUCCUGCCAAUGAUGCCGGUGCCAAUCAUCCAAUGUCGAGCGAGCUCAUCCCCAAACCUGAACCUCAGCGCAAGCGUGCGCGAUUCGUGCGGUUCCAGGACGAGGUGACUCCUCAAUCAGCCGUAGGCUCAGGUAGUGCAGGUUUCAACUUUGGUUACUCUGGCUCAGCCGUGGGCGAGGUUGAGAAGGCGAAUGGCAGUCCAAUUGGCGUUGGGUCCUCUGCGUCUGCGUCCGCGUCUGGAUCUGGAGAUAAACAGGGGGAGGGGUCGGCCGGGGUCAACGGCGAUCUGAUCGAUAAGGAAAGUGAUGCUCAGAGGGACGAGCUGCAGUGGAUCUAUCAGUGCCAUCUGCAUGAUCAAGAGGAGCGUCAGCGGAUGGAGCACGAGAAGGCGCAUGACAAGGCGCAAAACGAGGCUCUUUUCAAUGCUCUCGCUAACGCUCUCAACCAUUGUUCUGGGGAUCUGAGCAAGGAAGAUGAGGAUGUGGAUAUGGAGGAUGAAGAUGUGGAGAUGCAGUAGGUUGGCAGAAAUUGGGGGUUGUUUGUUUGGCGUUGUUGGCGUCGUUGUUGUUGUGGUUGUGGUUGUUGUUCCACAAUUGGGGGACGUUUCGUUUGCUUGCGAUUUCAAUCUUUGCUGCUCCUGCCACUCUUUUUGUAACAGAGUUGGGCGAGCGAGCGUUGGUGGCGGAUCUUCUUUCUCUGGUCUCAUUUCUUC